Messenger RNA from Schistosoma rodhaini, 1960 nucleotides. The record is from the annotation of a GenBank genome assembly. Lineage: Eukaryota; Metazoa; Platyhelminthes; Trematoda; Strigeidida; Schistosomatidae.
CUGGAGGACUUCGAAGAUCUAGAAGCAUACUAAUGUAUCAAGAAGCGAGCUCAAAGAAAUCAGUUGGUUUUCCCAAGCUCAUCAGUCAGAUAUUGAAUAUUAGAUGUGAACGAGUUUAGUUUGAAGGACAAUGUUCAUUGCACAUUAAGCUUAAGUUCGAAGCUUUGUUCUUCGUGGCCCUUGUUUUUGCUUAUGAAACAAGUGGUACUAACGACUGUCUUAGGUCUUCCAGGAAGUGGGAAAAGUACAUUAUGUGAACGUCUGCAUCAGUUAGAAACAAAUGAUUGUUCAAUUUUGUGGCUAGAAUAUGAUCAACUUGUUCCAGCACAAAUGCUCUCUCUGAAAGCAAAUAAUUCUGAUUGGAAGGCUUGGCGUCAAGCUGUUGUUGGUUGUUUGGAGAAGCUGUUAGCUUUAUGGAAGGGUUUUGAGAUUAUACACGAUCUGAAUGAAAAGGAACAAGUUAUUUGGUUGAGGAUAAACAUAUACUCUACUUUAGAUGCAAAAGAUGUCAUAGUUUUACUAGACGACAACUUCUACUACUGUAGUAUGCGUCGUUCAUUCUAUAAUUUAGCAAGAAAGUACUCAUGUAGUUAUGCGUCAAUAGCUUUUCAAUGUGCGAUGGAUACUUGUAUCCUUAGAAAUCGCUCCAGGCCAAGUCCAGUUCCAGAUGAUACUAUCCAUAAAAUGGAGAGAAAAUUCGAGUGGCCAGAUCCAGUUAACAAUUUAUGGGAGAAGCAUACAAUCACAAUCAGUUCCGUUGAAGAGAAUGUACAUAGUCCUGUCAGUUUGCUUAAUUUUUUAAAACUGUUGUUGAACCAACCGAUUCGAAAUGAAGAUUCUGUAAAAAAUGAGGAGAAAAACAGAAGCAGGCUUAUUAAUCUAGAUAAUUUACUUCAUAAUGUGGAUAUUCACUUGAGAAAAGUCACAAAUCACACAAUAAGAUCUAAAGGUACGUUUAUCGAUCAAUUUUCAUUUACUUCAGAUUGUUUGUGGAGAACUCAGUAUGCAAAAGUGGCGUCGGAUAUUAAAGUAGAGUGUUUACAAGAACUGCACAAGACCAUUCCCGGAGGAAAUUGCAUUUGGACAAUUGAAAACUGGCAACAGUUUGCAGAAGAACUAUUCUAUGAGAAACUUGAUGAGGUUCUUAAUAAGAAAGUAACAGAUGAUUAAGAGCAAAUUGACUGAAAAAAUAGUUGUGGAAAAAUAAUUGUAUAAGUACUUGAGUAUACUUUGAGAUACCCAGCAUUGUAAUCCAUGUAAUCACAUUUAUUUUGUUGUAUAUACUUCGUCUAUAGGUUUAAUUUGCCAUAAUAUAAAUGUAUUUCAUUGACAAUGUAGAAGUGACUUCGGUCUUCCUAAUGUUUAACUCUUCUUUUUAUUCUGCAAGUGAAAUAUUAAGUUACUAACUAAUUAAUUUAUUGGAAAGCUCCACGUUUGUCUUUAUUUCUGAUUCACCAUGCAUACUACGGUAAAAUACUAAUCAAGAAAUAAAUGAAUGGUAAAAUUGCUGAUAAUGAUCACAAUAUAUACGUUAUUGUGUUGCCUUGGCUGUUCAUCUAAGUAUUCGUAUAUGGACCAGUUUCGAAUUCGGCGCUCAGUGAUUAAAGUCAGUUCCGCAAAGCAAGAUACCGUAGUUCUUUAACUGGCUUAACAAGUCGUCCAAAGAUCGUUGAUAUCUAUCCUGGUUAAUCAAUGAAAGUCGUGUGUAUAUUUCCAACUCCUCAUGGAUUGAUCUUGAACCUUAAAAUUUUUAUGGGUUGGAAUUAAAUGUAUGAAACAGUUAUUUUGAUUGGCUGCGACAUUUUAAAUCGUAAGACAUUAGUAAAUUGAUUUUCUAGAUUAAAUUAUGGAUAAAUCAGUUGUGAAGUGACUUAGUUUAUUUGACUUUGAACUACUGAGCAAUGUAGAGUAAAUCAAUAUAUUAGUGAGUUUAUUGAGAUGUUAUCCAGUUGGAACUUAG